Aspergillus eucalypticola CBS 122712 is the source of this 1654-nucleotide messenger RNA. Its product is annotated as MmgE/PrpD family protein. NCBI's taxonomy places the organism in Eukaryota, Fungi, Ascomycota, Eurotiomycetes, Eurotiales, Aspergillaceae. Gene Ontology annotation, molecular function: lyase activity. The record is from RefSeq and is a predicted model, not a curated record. The transcript is spliced from 2 exons. Bases 14 to 1366 code for a protein of 450 amino acids.
CUCCAAGCAAACAAUGGCUACACAGAAAGCUGCCCAGUGGGCAGCAUCCCUAUCGUAUUCUUCGUUACCUCCGGACGCCCUCCAAGCGGCCAUCCGGAGCUUCUACAACUGGGUCGGCUGCACUGUCGGGGGCAGCAAUCACCCCGCUGCUUCCAUUGCCCGGAACUCUUUGUCCCGCUUCUUCGGGUCUCCCACCUCAACAUUGUUAGGUACUAAUGGGCUCCAAGCUGAUGCGCAGCAUGCUGCGUUGAUCAAUGGAAUUGCAUCGCAUGUCCACGACUAUGAUGACACGCACUUGGAGACUAUCAUUCACCCUACCGGGCCUGUUGCGGCAGCUCUUCUAAGCUUUGCGCAGUCACUAGAUCGGCCAGUAUCUGGGCAAGAAUUCCUCACGGCUCUCGCCGCAGGGAUAGAAUUAGAAUGCAAGGCCGGUCUGGCUGUCUGGCCGAGCCACUAUGAUGUCGGCUGGCACAUCACUAGUACUACUGGUUCUAUCGGGGCAGCAGUGGCGGUGUCUCGUCUUCUCGAAUUGAGCCCAGAGAAGACGGCUCAUGCUAUCGGUAUCGCUGCUACCCAGGUGACUGGUCUUCGUGAGAUGUUUGGCUCGCACACCAAGUCCUUUCACCCUGGGCGCGCAGCCCAAAAUGGUCUUUUAGCGGCUAUACUUGCUGCAGAUGGAUACACCAGUUCUUUGCAGGCUCUGGAGGCCAAGCGGGGCUGGGUGAAGGUCGUGAGUAACGACGACAAGCUAACGCAGGAAAUUGACAGCCUGGAAUCCAAUGGAACGUGGGAACUUGCGAAGAACGCCUUUAAGCCGUUCCCGUGUGGUAUUGUCAUACACCCGGUCAUUGAUGGCUGUGUUUGGCUACAUGGUGAGCUGCAACGGCGGGGCCUCAGACUACAAGACAUCAAGAGUGUUCAUGUCACAGUUCACCCACUGGUCUUGGAGCUAACGGGGAAAACAAAACCUAAAGAUGGGCUGGAAGCCAAGUUCAGCGUUUAUCACGGCGGUGCGAUUGGCUUGAUUCACGGAAAGGCAACACCAGCAGAGUAUGAAGAUGCCGUUGUCACAAAUUCGGAAACGAUCGAGGUACGAGACAAGUUUGUGGCAACGGCGGCAGAGAAUAUCCGAGCGGAUGAAUGCCGGAUUCUCGUUGAAUUUGAAGCCCCGGGGGUCCAGAUAGAGAAGCAUGUACACCAUGCAGUUGGCAGUAUCGACGCCCCCAUGACCGACAGCCAGCUCACGGAGAAGUUCAUUGGCCAGUGUAGUUCAGUUCUUGGCCCAAAACAGGCCAUGAUAAUCAGCGAUUGGUGCUGGAACUUGGAAACCAAGGAUGACAUCCGGCAGAUUGGACAGUUCCUAUAGGCUAUCAAAGCCGCAUCUGGGGAUAGCGGAGAAUCAUCCUCCGCGGAGAAAAUGCGGGGAAAGACGGUUCCCGUCUUGUAGGAGAUAACAAUGUGUGAUCAUAUAGCCAUUUUCCGUUAACUUUGUACAAAUGUGCGGGGAACGAUGUCAAGAGCCUCGGAAUGGUUUUGCUCAUAAAGGCGAUGGAAACCUGGAACGGAGAGCACGAUUGAGGAGACAGCGAUCUGUAUCUACUAUCUAGACAGCCAACAAUCUAGCAACCAUGAGCAACCGAACAGGGGAUGCGGU